Messenger RNA from Synchytrium microbalum, 3318 nucleotides. RefSeq lists its product as uncharacterized. The transcript is spliced from 2 exons. Gene Ontology annotation, biological process: chromatin remodeling. Bases 1 to 3318 code for a protein of 1105 amino acids. Gene Ontology annotation, cellular component: cytoplasm. Lineage: Eukaryota; Fungi; Chytridiomycota; Chytridiomycetes; Synchytriales; Synchytriaceae. The record is from RefSeq and is a predicted model, not a curated record.
AUGGGGGAGGCUAAUGAUCCAAAGCAGAAGGCAUUCAGUAUGGUUCGACCAUAUUGCGUACAGAUGAUGCAAGAGCAAGCAUCAUGUACUCUGCCACGUGUCAUGCCAUGUCUGACACGUCUCGCAGACAUUCUAUUGGAAGUAUCUCGUGAAUUCACCGACAUCAAACAAGUAAUGUCGGUGCUUAUCGAGUACAUCUUCUUCCCUCUAAGCUUGAUCAUAAAGCACCCUCAAGUCUCUAAUAAUAAUCUGGAAGCUUCAUUACGCAUUGCUGCAAUCGUAUUGGAGCUCUCCCCGUCGAUCCCCAAGCCAAUUUGGAGUGAUUUUAUGGUCAUCAUACCUACAUUAUUAUCUGCAAAGUCUAAGAAACUCAACGAGGAAACCAAAUUAUGGUGUGUCAAGUGUCUGAAAGCACUUGUCAGUAAACCACCAAUAGAAUGGAAGAUGUUUCCAAUACCCAUAAUAGCUGAAAUCAUCACGCAAUUGUUGGAUUUAGCUGCUACGGAAAAGCUACUCGAGUUACAAGUCGAUUCGUUAUCGUCUCUGCGUAUAAUUGUCAAGAGCAUACCAGAUGCACCCAUACUGAUACAAUUCACACCAGGAGUGAUAUCAGGUUUGGUGAAGGUCGCUCUCCGUGACAAGAAGGAUCAUCAUACGAUUAUAGAAGGUGCUAUAUUAGGUAUAGAUGAGCUUCUCUGCAGAGUAUUCGAUGAUUCUCUGUAUCCUCAUAAUGAGAGGAUUGCCAAUGUCAAUCAGGCAAUACAGGAUCUAGUAAAGAACAAGGAAGCAACAACACCAAAACUUCCACCUGUAAUCGCCAAAAGCUUGCAGCCACUAGGUCAAGCUAUAAACACUCUUACAGCAGCAUUGCAGACACAUCCGUCUCCAUAUGUCAGACUAGCUCUAUUGACCAUGGCUGCUAAUGUGUCGCAAAAGUGUCAUCACACUCUUAGCACGUCACUCCCACGACUAUACGAGACCCUUAUAUCAUACUGGGACGACCCAAACAUACUCGUAUCCGCAGCAUGUCAAGAACGUAUAAAAGAUAUAGUCCCAACGCCGAUCCUGAAGUCGAGCUUCCAACUCUUUCUUCAAGGACUACCUCGAAAGCUAGAACGAGGCUCUGAAGAAGAGAAAUUAGGUGCAUUGUCAAUUGCAUCAGGAUAUUUAGUAGUGCUGAAAGAUCAUGCACCUGUAGCUGUAUCUAUAGCAUUAGCUAAACUGACGCCAGGACUGAUUCAUGCUCUGACAUUAGAAACAUCUGAUGUCGGGCUAGUGGAGGCUCGUAUUGCUGGUGGACUGCUCGAUACGCUAUCAUCAGGGCCAAGCGAUGUUGUAAAUAUAACGACGUUUCCAAGACGUCGAUUCGUCUACUUUAGAGAUCAACGAGUAGAAGCAGCUGUAAAUACUUUCUUACGUAAACUGGUAGUUUAUGGAGAUGUGUAUCUCCUAUUCGAUCAUUUGACGUCCUUAUUUCGAGGGACUGCCUUAUCUGGAGAAGUACAAGCAGAAAGUCUGUAUGUGUUGAAUGAAUUCUGCCUUGGAUUGGUAUCAUCUGAUGGUAGAGAUAGUAAACAUAAUAAUGUCAAUGACGUUAUAAAAUCGCUGGUUCAGGAUCUUGUCAGUUCUGGAAUCCUAGAACUAGGUGGUCGAUAUACAGCAGAUAAUGCAUCAUCAUCUACAUCCAGCCUGGAGCCAAAGUCAAGUGCUGCAGCAACAGCUAGUCAGUCGGAGCAGACUGUUGCUGAUCAGAAUGCCAACAUAUUAAAAAAGUCGCUCGUGCUUGAAACCAUAUCAUCAGCCUCUCGCGUACUAGGAACGGACUUUAAACCACUGCUAUUAUCAGCUCUAUAUCCAAUCCUCACAUGUCUCUCAUCGACAUCCCAUCCAAUAUCUUCGUCAGCAUCGGCCUCCCUGUCUAUAAUAUCGAAAUCAUGUAAUUACACAUCCACAUCGCAAAUGAUGAUUGAUAAUGUCGAUUACAUUGCAGACUCUGUACGUAAACGACUCAAAUAUGUAUCGUUGAAUCCUCAUGCUCCGCAGGUCUUGAAUGCGGCAGUUAUGGUGGGUGGGAUCAAGAUUAUAGAUUAUUUAGAUGACUCGGUGGAAGAAGUAUUGGAAGCUUUGGAUUUGAGUGGUGUGGCACAGAGUCAGCAAGGACAGGAACUCGUAUCUGUCCUGCUCACGAUUCUGGAGACGUUGGAUGCACAGUCUAAGAGUGAGGCUCCUUCUGCUGAUAAGGCAAUGGCAACCGAAGAUGUAAAGCCCGAUGAGGAUUUGAAGGAUGGGUUUAAAGGCGUAUCUGAAGAGAUGCGUAAAUUCUAUCUACUGAACUAUAGUCAUGCCAAGCCUGCAGAGAAGUCAUCAGAGCCAUCUAGUAAAGCCAAGAUGGAAGAGAUUGAAGAAUUCUUCUCUGCUCGACAUGCCGCUAAAGGUGAAGCCGAUGAAGAGCAGGACAGUAAUAGUGAUGUCGAACGAGAUGCUGCUGAGGAUGAAGUUGCAAAUAAUAGUCAACCAAACGAUCCACCCUUAGCCCCCGUAUCACGAGCAGAACGACUAGCCCACGUCUGCCUCUUGAAGACUCGUCACUACCUAAGUUCAGACUCUACAUUCCUAUGUCUGGUAGCUUUACAAACAGCACGAACAGCGCUUCCUUUGCUACGGAAUCCAGAAACCCGGGAUACAUCCAUUCACGCAGUUUGGCCAAGUGUAUUGUCACGUCUAUCAGAUUCCAAUACUCCGGUCGCCAUGGAAGCUGCUCGAGUAAUCAGCAUAAUCGCAACCGUAAGUGGGGACUUUGUAUCUAGGCGAGUCAUUGAAGGUGUUUGGCCACGAGUCGAGCAUGUCUUGAAUGCCUUGAUUACAGAAUUCUCGUUACACAGUCAACAUCAUAAUAGUCCCAGUAGAGCGAAAUCUGUAAUGAUGCCACCAGACAAGUACUCCAGUAAAUCCAAACUCGUCAGAUCCAUCCUCGAGAUCGUAACUACUAUAGCACAUCACGUACACACAAAAGUAGGAGACUCGAGACGAGUAGUUAAUGUCAUAUGGCCUUUAUUAUCGUCUCGUGUCUUUGGGAAGGAUGUAUCCGAUGCUGCUAUUCAAGCUCUAGUAGCACUUGGAUCUGGCCGUGUAAAAGAUACUGAUGGGAUAUGGAAUGUCUUGUCUGUUGCUCGUGGUGUGACUAGGCUCUCACGAGAAGGAUUUAGGGAUGUUGAAUGGCCAGCAUGGUAUGUUGACUCUGUGCGUCAACAUGGUAGUGUACAAGACUUUGAGGAGCCGUCGUUGCAGGUUAUGAAUCAGUUGGGGCUUGUAGUAUAG